ACGUUUUACACACACUUUAUAUAAGUAGAACUCACACGCGAUCAGGACCGUACUUAUUUGUGGAUUGUUUUUUAGCAGGUUGAAGAGAAACGUGUACUGCACAUAUAUUUUUUUAAAACUAGGAUCGAUGUCUUGGGUGAAAGCAGUCCCAUCCUUUGGAGAGGAUGUGUUUGAUGAAGAUAUGGAUGACAUACAUCUUCAGCAGAAGGAAUGGAAGAGUAACAUGGAGAAACGGAUCAAGGAUGGAUAUCGAGAUGGUAUGGAUGCAGGCAAAGAGGCUUCGCUUCAGCAUGGGUUCAAUCAGGGUUACAAAGAGGGAGCAUCAAGGAUGGGGGUCAUUGGACAACUCAAAGGAAUUCUCAGUGCCUUGCAGUCAUGGUGCCAGCUUCAAAAAAAGGACUCCAACACCACUGCUAGAGUAAGUCAUCUACUUCAGGAAGUGGACCAGCAGGAGGAGCGAAUGACAGAGAAAUUGAAAAAUAGUCAGCAGCAGACCCACAUGGGAGAGUUAACGGACAUCAUUGAAGACAUGGGCAUUGCAAAACCUACACAGGAGCCAGACUCUGAAUCUUGCAGCAAUACCAAAGGGACUGAUUAUUGCAAUUCAGGUGGGGAAGCUGGACAGAACUGUUGUAAGAGUCAAAGCGCAAGUUCAGGGUGCUGUCAGCCAUCAUCAGAAACUGUGAAUGUCACACAACAGAAUCUAGGACAGCUUUUAAUGCAGUGUAUUGAUUUAGUGGGGGAGCUUGGACUUCCAGCAGAGCUGAUGCAACAUAUCCACCAGUUAAACAGCACUUCUCUUUAGCAUAUGAAUGCAGAACCAUAUUUAUAACUUGUAUAAUAAAGCUCUUUGCAAAGAA
Molecule: messenger RNA, 860 nt
Organism: Acipenser ruthenus (sterlet)
Lineage: Eukaryota; Metazoa; Chordata; Actinopteri; Acipenseriformes; Acipenseridae
Product: protein YAE1 homolog
Exons: 3
Coding region: 128-805 (225 amino acids)
Source: RefSeq, a predicted model, not a curated record